AUGGAUGCGCACGACGAUGCGCCAUCGGCGCAACUACACCUCGAAAUUCGCGAUGCGAUGGUUCGCAACCUUGCGUCGCGGCGGCCGAUCCUCCACCAUCUGAACGCCGACACGUCCUGGCUGCUUCAAAUCCCGCGACCCGCCUCCGCAGUGAAGCACGGUAGCCGCAUAUACUACAACAUCCUGAUUGAUCCGUGGCUGCAGGGCGGGCAGUCGGAUGUUGCGCGGUGGUUUUCGCAGCAAUGGCAUGCAACAGAGAGCGCGGUGAAGACGAUUGCCGAGGUGGAAGAAGUGGCCCGGCAGAUUGAGAUCAUGGCAGGGGGUUUACGGCUGGGAAGAAAGAGGAGGACAAGUAAUCUCGAGGUUGCGCCCGGCGUGGAAACCUUCAUUGAUGCUGUGGCAAUAAGCCAUGAGUUUACGGAUCAUUGCCACAAGGAUACCUUGCUGGAGGUGCACCCGGAUGUGCCUGUGUUCGCGACAGAGCAAGCGGCGAAGCUUGUCUCAAGCUUCAAUCACUUCCGCACCGUCAUCAAUACCCCCACGUUUACGCCCGCGGACCCCGACUGGCGCGACUACUCUUUGCUACCAUUACCCUCAUGGCUCAGCAUAUCCCGACUCACAGCCUCGGGCGACGCGCUCUACUACCAUUCCGCGCUCCUCAUAACCUUCGCAUCGCAUGCUUUCUCCCCCGCGACGCCGAAGAAGCGUGCAUCACUCUCUAUAUACGGCGAAGAAGAGUCCUUCUUAGCCGAUUCAGACGCAGCUGAGUGUGUCAUCUACACUCCGCAUGGCAUUCCUUACAAUUCGCUCGAGCCAAUCGCGAAGGCAGACCCGCCAUUACACACACUUGCAUUCUUGCAUGGUCUACACGAUGUCUCGAUAUCGGCGGCGCAGCAGUUGAACCUUGGUGCUAAAAAUGGUGUGCUUGCGCAACGUGUACUGCACGCAAAAUACUGGGUUGGCACCCACGACGAAGUGAAGAAGGGCGGCGGUCUGGUGUCGUGGUUUCUGCGGCGCAAGGUCUGGACGCUUGAGGAAGCGUUAAAGGAGGCAAAAGCCGUGGUUGAUAGCGAGAGCGAAGGCAAAGCCGGCAAUGAGUUUGCUGACGUCCACUUUGAAGAUGUGGGGAAUGGGGAGAGCAGAAUCCUUGAAUAA
Molecule: messenger RNA, 1155 nt
Organism: Didymosphaeria variabile
Lineage: Eukaryota; Fungi; Ascomycota; Dothideomycetes; Pleosporales; Didymosphaeriaceae
Exons: 2
Coding region: 1-1155 (384 amino acids)
Source: RefSeq, a predicted model, not a curated record